AUGAAGAAUAUAUUUCAAAAGAAUUUGAGUUUGAUUUCGUUACUCGAAGCGAUAAAUGGAAAUUCUACAAUCCAGGAUUCUUCGAACACUCAACAACAGAAUGCAAUUUCAACGUCAAAACCUUCUAAAAAACGAAAGAUUAAAGAAAUCGAAACUAAAAUUCAAGUUAAUAAAAAACAAAUUAAGACUUCUAGUAAAAAUCCAAAUAUUCUUUAA
Molecule: messenger RNA, 216 nt
Organism: Funneliformis caledonium
Lineage: Eukaryota; Fungi; Glomeromycota; Glomeromycetes; Glomerales; Glomeraceae
Source: the annotation of a GenBank genome assembly